GGAACCAGGGAGGCCCGCGAGUCGCUGGGGGAAGUGGGGCAGAGACCCGGCGCAGCCGGAACGCAGGGUGCAGAUCCCGCAAAUCGUGGCCCCUCAGAUCGGAGUCCGCACAGCAGAGCUGGGUCCUGGAGGGUGGAAGCAAGUGAAGGGGCUCUCUGUUCCAGAAAGAGGGCCUCCAUCAUGGCCUCCAUGUUGCUUACCCGGUGGCUGGCCUGCAGCUUCCAGCGCAACUACCGCCUGCUUGUGCCCGGAUCCCGACAUAUCAGUCAGGCUGCAGCCAAAGUCGAUGUUGAAUUUGAUUAUGAUGGGCCUCUGAUGAAGACAGAAGUCCCAGGGCCUAGAUCUCAGGAGUUAAUGAAACAGCUGAAUAUAAUUCAGAAUGCAGAGGCUGUGCAUUUCUUCUGUAAUUACGAAGAGAGCCGAGGCAACUACUUAGUUGAUGUGGAUGGCAACCGAAUGUUGGAUCUUUAUUCCCAGAUCUCCUCUGUCCCCAUAGGCUACAGCCAUCCUGCGCUCCUGAAACUCAUCCAACAGCCUCAAAAUGCGAUUCCUACCAAGUCAUUGAAGUCCCGAGGAAGGGCUUAUCAACCCUCUGUUCCCCAGUCACAGCACCCUGAAAAUUCCACAUCGUUACUUCAGAGCAUGUUCAUCAACAGACCUGCCCUGGGAAUCCUGCCUCCAGAGAACUUUGUGGAGAAGCUGCGGGAAUCCUUGCUCUCGGUGGCUCCCAAAGGGAUGUCCCAGCUCAUUACCAUGGCCUGCGGCUCCUGCUCCAAUGAAAACGCCUUCAAGACCAUUUUCAUGUGGUAUCGGAGCAAGGAAAGGGGUCAAACAGGUUUCUCCAAAGAGGAGCUGGAGACAUGCAUGGUCAACCAGGCCCCUGGCUGCCCAGACUACAGCAUCCUCUCUUUCAUGGGUGCAUUCCAUGGAAGGACCAUGGGUUGCCUAGCGACCACACAUUCCAAAGCUAUUCACAAGAUUGACAUUCCUUCCUUUGACUGGCCCAUUGCACCAUUCCCAUGGCUGAAAUAUCCUCUGGAGGAGUUUGUAAAGGAGAACAAACAAGAAGAAGCUCGCUGCCUAGAAGAGGUAACACCCAGACCUUCCAGACCCUUCCCACCUCCCGGUUCCCUUACACUUGCCUCCCCAACACUUCACCCUGGAGAAGAGAACCCAAGAGUUUAUCUUGGGCCUGCACAGCACUCCCUGGGAGGGACAUAAGGACAGAGAGGCCUC
Phyllostomus hastatus (greater spear-nosed bat) is the source of this 1236-nucleotide messenger RNA. Its product is annotated as 4-aminobutyrate aminotransferase, mitochondrial-like. The record is from RefSeq and is a predicted model, not a curated record. The transcript is spliced from 12 exons. Lineage: Eukaryota; Metazoa; Chordata; Mammalia; Chiroptera; Phyllostomidae. Gene Ontology annotation, biological process: GABA catabolic process. The coding region runs from base 181 to 1221 and encodes 346 amino acids. Gene Ontology annotation, molecular function: pyridoxal phosphate binding. Gene Ontology annotation, cellular component: mitochondrion.